Molecule: messenger RNA, 2452 nt
Organism: Aspergillus homomorphus CBS 101889
Lineage: Eukaryota; Fungi; Ascomycota; Eurotiomycetes; Eurotiales; Aspergillaceae
Exons: 8
Coding region: 158-2326 (722 amino acids)
Source: RefSeq, a predicted model, not a curated record
AUCCACUCUCUCCUCCUCUCCUCUUCGUCCCCCUCUCCUCUCCUCCUCCGUCUUCGGUUUCAUCGUUCUCUUUCGAACCUCACUCCCUACAGAUCUUGUCGCUGGACGGAAUUUGCUCCCUUCGAAUUGAACCAGAGCCCCUGGUGGACUCAUCAUCAUGGUUCGCGAGGAGCUUAUCUCAUCUGCUAUCACUUUUCUCCAAGAUCCAUCUGUCGCAUCCUCGCCGAUAGAAAAGCGAGUCGCAUUUCUGCAGUCGAAGAAUCUGACCAAAGAAGAAAUCGAUGUCGCCCUUUCGCGAGUAGGGGAAGAUACGGCUGCGGCGGCUGCGGCGACAUCAUCUUCGAGCUACCAGCCAUCCUCGCAACAAGCGGUCUAUCGACCUCCACCUCCCCAAUCACCUGCCCCGGGAUAUGGCUAUCCGCCGUAUGGCCAAUGGCAGCCUCCGCCAGAACCUCCGAAGCGGGACUGGCGGGAUUGGUUCAUCAUGGCCACUGUGAUGGGUGGUGUAGGAUACGGGCUUUAUACUAUCACCAAGCGAUACAUCACACCCUUAAUCGCACCUCCUACGCCGCCACAGCUGGAGCAAGACAAGCAGGAUAUUGACGAGCAAUUCUCCCGUGCCUUUACCCUUAUCGACCAACUUUCCACCGACACGGCCGCCCUAAAGUCUGCAGAAGAGGAGCGCUCAGAACGGCUCGACGCUGCUCUCAACGAGGUGGAGAAUCUUGUUUCCGAUAUGAGGAACGCGUCCCGGCGGAGAGACGACGAGACUCGCCGUAUUAGCGACGAGGUCAAAUCUUUGAAGGAUGCUAUUCCUAAGGCUAUGGAGAACGCCCGGGAGGGCAAUGAAAAUCGCUUGAAGGAACUGAGCACUGAGUUGAAGAGCCUGAAGGUUCUCUUGGGUAACAGACUUGGUGGUGGUGGUAGCGGUGCCAACACGCCUAUGGCUGGCCGGACUGUGGGCGGAAUUCCUCUCCCGGCUACUUCACGACCCGCGGAGGAAUCAGCUCCUGCCUCCAACGCAACAAGCGGCGUGACUGCUGGAUCUACCGAGCAAACAUCGCAAUCAGCCCAGCCAAGCCCGAGUGCUAGCACGGCGUCAUUGAGCACCAACCCUCUCUCGCAGUUAGGCCGGUCUGCCUCUAUUCCCGCCUGGCAAAUGGCGGCUGCCAACCGGUCCAAGACUGCUUCCCCCGCGUCUUCCAGUGCGGCCGACAACUCUACUUCGGCUACCACGGCCAACAGGACAGACAAACACCGAAGCAGACGCCAUCAUCAUGACCGCCACCACCACCACCACCGAGACACCGACACCCACCAUGAGCAUGAUAGAGACAACGCAGAGCGCGACCGCCAUCGCCAGCGACACCAUCGGCGUCAUCACCACCAUCACCCCCACUCCUCCUCUCACCGCACCCCGGACACAGCGCAAGCCCCGAUUAUCCUCCCCUACCAAUCGCGCGAACUCACCAAACACGACCUCGCGCCAUACACACCGCUAUUCGCCAUGUAUCUCGACAUUCAGAAGGGCCUCUACCUAGAAGAACUCCCAGAAGACGAGAUCAAAGGCCGGUGGAAGAGUUUUGUUCGCAAAUGGAACCAUGGAGAACUAGCAGAAGGAUGGUACGAUCCCGCGAUGCUGGAGCGGGCGCGAGCGAACACCGACGCUCCUCUUCCUGCUACAGCCGACACGCAAUCACACUCCGCCCGGGACCCUGCAGCUGAUCGUCGUGAACGUGAUGACGACAUUCACAACAACGACAAGGGUGAGGUGGAGGAGGAGGAAGACGACGACGAUGACUACGGACCGACUCUCCCCCAGCACGACAAAUCCUUGUCUGGGCCGACGAUUCCGACGAUGCAGGAUCUGGAGUUGAGGAAAGAACAAGCACACGAGGACGCCAUCGCCGCCCGCCACGACUCGCAAUCCCACUACCGAAGCGAACUGCGCUCCCACCGCGCGGAGCUCCGCCACCUGCAGGAAGAGGUGGCUCCGCGCGCGGAGCCGGGGACGCACGAGCGCCGCAUGGAGAAGCGUAUGGAGGCGGCCAGCGCGAACCGGGCGUUUGCGGAGGCACGCCGCGGCGGGUCGCCGGGGGCGGCGGUGCCGGAGGAGGAGCUGAUGGGGUCUGGGGAGAACGAGUUGGAGGCGAUGAAGAAGUCCCGGGAGAGGGAGCAGCGGAAGAAGAACGAGCGCGAGAUCCGGCGGGAGGAGAUCAUGCGCGCGCGCGCCGCGGAGCGCGAGGAGAGGCUGCAGAAGUAUCGCGAGAAGGAGGAGGAGACGAUCGGGUGGCUGAAGACGUUGGCGAAGCAGCGAUUUGGAUGAUCUGGUUUCUUUCUUCCUUAUGCCGUAUGGGUGUAACUUGAGAUGCCUGCCACACUACUUGGAAGCACAAAUAUGGACUCGUGCUGUAAGCAUGAAUUCUGCGGGACAACAUAUACAUACAUUCAC